AUGGCGAUGCAACUAGCCACGAAAGGAGCUAUCAGAGCCUGUGUUUCCUCAUUUUCUUCAGGUUUCUUCACCCGACACUCUCAUGCGUUAGCUGGUGAUGCACAAAAGAUUGUUGGAGUUUUCUACAAGGCCAACGAGUACGCUUCCAAGAACCCUAACUUUCUUGGUUGCGUCGAAAAUUCCUUAGGAAUCCGUGAAUGGCUAGAAUCACAAGGGCAUCAGUACAUCGUCACUGAUGACAAAGAAGGCCCAAACUCUGAACUUGAGAAACAUAUUCCGGAUCUCCACGUUUUAAUAUCCACUCCUUUCCACCCGGCAUACAUGACUGCUGAAAGAAUCAAGAAAGCGAAGAACCUGAAGCUUCUCCUCACGGCUGGUAUUGGCUCGGAUCACAUCGAUCUGCAAGCAGCUGCAGCUGCUGGUUUGACAGUGGCUGAAGUCACUGGAAGCAAUGUGGUCUCAGUAGCAGAAGAUGAGCUCAUGAGAAUCCUAAUCCUCAUGCGCAACUUCGUACCAGGGCACCAACAAGUCAUCAACGGUGAGUGGAAUGUUGCAGGUAUUGCGUACAGAGCUUAUGAUCUAGAAGGGAAGACAAUAGGAACUAUGGGAGCUGGAAGAAUCGGAAGGCUUCUACUACAACGGUUGAAACCAUUUGGAUGUAACUUAUUGUACCAUGACAGGCUUCAGAUGGAACCGGAGCUGGAGAAAGAGAUUGGAGCUAAGCACAUGGAAAAUCUAAAUGAAAUGCUUACUAAAUGUGAUGUCGUAGUCAUCAACACUCCUCUUACAGAGAAGACAAGAGGCAUGUUCAAUAAGGAGAUGAUAGCAAAAAUGAAGAGAGGCGUUUUGAUAGUAAACAACGCAAGAGCAGCCAUCAUGGAGAGGCAAGCAGUCGUGGAGGCAAUGGAAAGUGGACAUAUUGGAGGGUACAGUGGAGACGUGUGGGACCCACAGCCUGCGCAUAAGGACCAUCCAUGGCGUUACAUGCCUAACCAAGCUAUGACUCCUCACAUCUCCGGCACCACUAUCGAUGCCCAGAUACGAUAUGCAGCAGGGACAAAAGACAUGCUGGACAAAUACUUUAAGGGGGUAGACUUCCCUGUCGAGAAUUACAUCGUCAAGGACGGUGAACUUGCUUCUCAGUAUAAAUAA
Eruca vesicaria subsp. sativa (arugula) is the source of this 1152-nucleotide messenger RNA. The record is from the annotation of a GenBank genome assembly. Lineage: Eukaryota; Viridiplantae; Streptophyta; Magnoliopsida; Brassicales; Brassicaceae.